AAAGUGGCGGCUUCAGUCCAGCCAAAAGGACGUGCUUCCCCACUCGUUUGUUCCCAGGCCGGGCUUGCCUGUGUAUGGUUGGGGUGUUAACCCGCUGUUUGUGAAGGUGCCCGCGGUGGCUCUGACAGCCCUGGAGUUCCAGCUGCCUGUGCUCGGAAGUCCUUCCCCUCGGCCUUAGAAAAGUUAAAGGUCACAAGAAGAUAACUAGUGGAUGACUUUCAACCAGAAUGAGCUCAGUGCUUUCUGUGACCCAGGUGCCCUAUCGUGUGCAUUGGCCCUAUAAAUUUUCCUGCUAGUGCCACGAGGGAGAUAUUAAUUUCCCGUUUACGCUGAUAAGAUAACUGAGGCAAAGUGACGCAAGGAAGUAGAAUUGGAAAUUUCAUUGCACCCCUCGCGCUUCUCAAACUGCGAAUCAGAGACAGUUGAGCCAAGGAUACGAGCGACGCUUCACGUUAACCUUGGAUUAUCUAGAACGUCAGCUUGAUCAUUUCAGCAUCAGGCAAGUGGCUGGAUGGUAUUCGAAAAUGGUAUUACAAUGCUGCAGGAUUCAAUAAACUGGGGUUAAUGCGAGAUGAUACAAUAUACGAGGAUGAAGACGUAAAAGAAGCCAUAAGAAGGCUUCCUGAGAACCUUUAUAAUGACAGGAUGUUUCGAAUUAAGAGGGCACUGGACCUGAGCCUGAAGCAUCAGAUCUUGCCUAAAGAGCAGUGGACCAAAUAUGAAGAGGAAAAUUUCUACCUUGAACCGUAUCUGAAAGAGGUUAUUCGGGAAAGAAAAGAAAGAGAAGAAUGGGCAAAGAAGUAAUCAUGUAGUUGAAGUCUGUGAAUGCAGCUGUUAUGAAGAUGGUUAUACUUGAAACAAACAAUUUUAAGAAUUAUUUGGUCUGCAGAUGUUUUACUUUAAAUAAAUGUCUAUUGUAAUGGUUGGAGUUUUUGAAUUCCAAACCUUACACUGAAUAACUACUGAAUCCAUUUACUGUUAAAUUUUUUUCCAAACUUAUAAGAUAUUUUUAGUCGUGUUUAACUGCUACCUGGAACUCAGAGGCCACUUUAUCAGUUUUCCUCACUGGUUGGAUAGCCUAUAAGUUUAUGGAAGGAUAUAACUUCCGUAAGUUACACCCUUGUGGAAGCUACUGAAUAAAAGAAGGGGGAGUGCACCCCCUAGUUUGCCAGGAUUGAGAAAUAGCCUCUUCACUGCUAUCCAAAUAGAUUUGAUUUUGCAUCCUAUCAUUUAAAAAUAAAUUAUGUAUUCACCCCAACAUAGGCAUACUUAAGUAAUAUAUAUACUCCUGUGCUAACAUGUGUACUAGAAAACAAAAAGUAGACAUUAGAAAAAUGGAAGUAUAAAUACAAAUCA
This is a messenger RNA of Rhinopithecus roxellana (golden snub-nosed monkey), 1356 nucleotides long. Its product is annotated as cytochrome b-c1 complex subunit 7. NCBI's taxonomy places the organism in Eukaryota, Metazoa, Chordata, Mammalia, Primates, Cercopithecidae. The transcript has 4 exons. Gene Ontology annotation, biological process: mitochondrial electron transport, ubiquinol to cytochrome c. The coding region runs from base 565 to 804 and encodes 79 amino acids. The record is from RefSeq and is a predicted model, not a curated record.